AUGACCAUCGACGAGCCAGCCACCUCCGUGCGCAUCCUCUCGGUAGAGAGGGUGCUCCCCGCGACCCUCGCCUUCCCCGCACCCUCGGUGCCCGAUGCGGUCCCCUUUGACGGCCAGGACCUCGCCAUGCCGAGGAUGAACAUGCACUGCAGCUGGUUCCUCAAUGUCCACGACAAGCCCCACCUGGCAGCUGUCAGCUUCGAGCAGAUCGCGCAGCAGGUCCGUACCGGCCUCGCAAGCUUCAUCGCCCAGUUUCCCGCCGCCACAGGCCAGGCCAAGCUGCACCAGGACGACUCGAGGUGGUGGCUGCACUACAACGGACAGGGCGCGGACCUCCACCUCGCGCAGGUCGAUGCUCCCCUUGGCGAUACCUGGAAGGGCCUUGGCGCCAAGAUGGACGGCGACCUGGCCCCCAGGGGUGUCGUCAUCCACAACGACGAGGACUCGCUGUUUGCGGUCAAGCUGACCAGGUUUUCUUGCGGCUCCCUGUGCCUCUCGACCAGCACGCAUCACUGGCUCGUCGACUUUGUUGGCUACCUCGACCUGAUGGACCUCUUUGGCCGCGCCAUUGCCGAUCCGAGCGUGCGCCUGCCCGCCAGGAACUGGAGCCGCAACAUGCUGGACCUCGUCAAGGACACGCCGCCCGCCUCGAUCCCCGGCGACGAGUGGUUCAAGGAGCGCACCAAGCAGGCGGUCCCGACCCGCCAGCCGGGCCCCUGCCGCAACCUGCUGCUCCUCUUCACCGCCGACGACCUGGAGCGCCUCAAGCAGGAUAUGGGCAAGUGGGCUGCUGAUGCAGGCGAGGAGUGCGCGCCGCCGCACCAGUGGAUCUCGACCAACGACGCCCUCCACGCGCUGCUCUGGUCGAGCAUCAGCCGCGUGCGCGGCCUGGAGGGCGACUCGAGGCGCACCCGGCUGCACACGCCGCUCGACGGCCGGAUCCAUGUGCCGCGCUCGCUGGACAAGGAUGCGCCGUACGUCGGCAACGUGCACCCGGCCCACGUGAUGAGCGCCCGGGCCGACGAGGUCGUGGUGCCGCGCAGCAAGCUGUUUGAGCUGGCGUGGAGGGUGCGCAACGAGUACACGGCGCCGCUCGACGCGCCGACGAUGAGCGCCAUUGUGCGCGACCACAACUACGCCGCCGAGGGCUCGCCGCCGGGCUUUGGCUCCGGACGGAUGCCCAACCAGUCUGCCAUGUUUGGCGAUGAUGUGACGAUCAGCAACGUGGGCAAGAUGGACCUGCGCAAGCGGCUCGACUUUGGCCGCGAGCUGGGUGGCAGCCCGAGCAGCAUGUGCGUGCUGGGCAUCCCUGCGGUGCAGAUGGGCCCGCUGACGCUGCGUGCGGCCGACGGCACGGCGCUGAUCCUGCCGGCGCCCGAGACGUGGACGAGCUACGAGGCGGCGCUGUCGUCGCGGUCGGGCUCGUACACGGCCGACGAGGUUGCGCGGGGCGAGUGCAAGGGCAAGCCGGGCAUGCUGGUGCUGGUCGGCUUGCGGGAGCAGGAAGUCGGCGGAUUCCUUGGCGACGAGCUGGUGAGCCAGUUCUGCCACUGCCUGUAG
This is a messenger RNA of Pseudozyma flocculosa PF-1, 1560 nucleotides long. It is a transcript of the gene fat1, whose product is annotated as bahd family acyltransferase. The record is from RefSeq and is a predicted model, not a curated record. The transcript has 2 exons. The coding region runs from base 1 to 1560 and encodes 519 amino acids. Lineage: Eukaryota; Fungi; Basidiomycota; Ustilaginomycetes; Ustilaginales; Ustilaginaceae. Gene Ontology annotation, molecular function: acyltransferase activity, transferring groups other than amino-acyl groups.